Molecule: messenger RNA, 1042 nt
Organism: Cotesia glomerata
Lineage: Eukaryota; Metazoa; Arthropoda; Insecta; Hymenoptera; Braconidae
Exons: 2
Coding region: 118-750 (210 amino acids)
Source: RefSeq, a predicted model, not a curated record
AGUGAGCAUAAUCAGCAAGAUGAUAAGGAAAAAGACACCGAUAAGGAAAAAGACACUGAUUACGAAUACAACAAGCAACUUUGUAAGUGUUCGACAAUCACACGGGGAGAAGCUUUAAUGAUGACACUUGCAUUAGGAGCUGAAGAAUCCCUUACAUGGAAGACUAUUAUUGCUAUUUUAUCAAUGAUUAAUACAUUAUUCCAAAGUGACGUGGUCCCUGCUUCAAAAUAUAAAUUAUUUAAGACAUUAAAACUAAAUGAGGAUAUUCUUGUAUAUCAUAUAUACUGCAAAGAAUGUAAUUAUUAUUUUGGAGCUCAGAAAGAAUUGAACAAAGAUGAAUUCCAGUGUAAAAUUUGUGACAAAAAUGUGAAAUCGUCAGAUAUUGCUUAUUUUUUAACAUUUGAUAUCUCUCUACAACUAAAAUCAAUUUUGGAAGAUCCAGAAGUUCAACAAUUUUUAAUGGAAAAUCGUCAAGAUAAAAGAGAUGAUUGUAGCAAUAGUGAUCUUCAAAAUAUGAGGGAUGGAAAAAUUUAUAAGAAAUUAUCUACGAUAAAUAACCCUCUUUCAGAUGAAUAUAAUUUUUCAUACACUUUUAACACUGACGGUUGUCAACCAUCGAAAUCAAGCAAGCUUUCUAUCUGGCCCAUAUAUGCUCGUAUCAAUGAGUUCUCUUCGAAACUUCAAUCUAAGCAUAUGAUUAUGACAGGCUUAUGGAUUGAUGAAAAAGAACCCGACAUGCUCCUUUUUUGAAACCAUUCGUUGAUGAAGCCAAUAAAUUAUCGGACAAAGGUGUACAAUGGAAACUACAACAACAAACAAUUACCAGCAAGUUCAUUCCCAUAUGUGCCGUAGUAGACUCAGUUGCAAGAUGUAAAAUUUUAAAUAUGAAGCAAUACAAUGGUUCUUACGGAUGUACAUUCUGUGAACAUCGGACGGAACGCAUCAAUAAUAGCCAAAAAUAUACCGUAUCAAUGAUUGUUCCAAGACAACGAACAGACGAAUUAAUUAAAGAACAAAUGCUACUUGCUGGCGGUAAUAAAUA